This is a messenger RNA of Cotesia glomerata, 1509 nucleotides long. RefSeq names its product suppressor protein SRP40-like. The transcript has 6 exons. NCBI's taxonomy places the organism in Eukaryota, Metazoa, Arthropoda, Insecta, Hymenoptera, Braconidae. The coding region runs from base 1 to 1509 and encodes 502 amino acids. The record is from RefSeq and is a predicted model, not a curated record.
AUGUCACGAAAAAUGUCAGAUAAAAUAUUUUCUCUUGUAUUUUGGGAUGAUUUAAACUCCCACUCUGUAAUUAAAACGAGCUCUAUUAAACGAGCGAUCAGAACUGGAAAACUUACGGCCAAAAAAAAUAAUAAAAAUGAAGCGGUAAAAAUUUUACUCCAAGACGAUGAUAAAGAAUACUUGGAAAUGGUCGAUGUUGAUCAAAAUGGAAAGAUUUUGCUAAAUAAAAGAAAGAAAGAUGUUAAGAAAGGAGGUAAGAAAGGAGAAAAAAUCAAGACAUCUAGAGCUGUUGGCCGAAAGGUAAAUGAUGAAGAUAUUAUGCAGACCAAGUCUAUUUUUGAUGAAGAUUCAGAUGAACCAUCAUCACCAUCUUCGAAAUUAAGGAGAGUAACUAGGAAAAUCAUUUCGAGUGAUGACAGUGAACUUGAAGAAGAAAGAACCAAAAAUUAUUCCAAGAAAGUAUCUUCGUCAACCAUCAAGCCAAGAGCUAGCAACCGUAUGCUUAUUUCAAUUAAUUCUGAGGAUGAAGACAAUGAACCUGAGACAAAGAAGAAAGUGAUAAGCUUCAAAAGACACGACCAAACUAAUUUGAAGCAAAAUAAUGAUGAAGAAUCUCGAGAACUAAUUAAUGUCAAUAAAUAUGAAAGAGCUGUAAGCAAAGUAAGACCAAGAAACGAAGAAACAAACAAAGGAACCAAAGCAGGCAGCGUCGAAAAUUCACCAAUGCGUAACAAAAGGAAUCCCCGAUCGACAUCCCCUGUUGGAUUUUAUUAUGGGAAAAUGUCUUCUUCAAUGCUCAAACAAAGAACUAGCGAUCUUGUAUUUACAUCAAGCGAUGAAGAAAGUGAACCUGUUGUAAAGAAAAAUCUUAUCCAAGAUGAUCGUGGAACUCGUUCAAAGACAGCAGAUAUCAAUGAUGUUACAAUCAAAGUCAAAUCAAAAGCUGGAAAUUCAAUCCUUACCUGUGAUGAUUUUGAAGAGGAUAGUGACUCUGUUUUUAAUCCAGUGAGAAGAAUGAAAAAAUCUCUGGUGGAUAAUGUUCAAAAAGGUCUUGUUCAGUAUUCAGACUCCUCAGAUGAUGCAGAAGGUAAUUAUGAGACCAAUAAUUCGGGUAACAGUGAAGUGAUCAAUAAAGAGGAUUCAGAAGGUGACAGUGACAUUAACAGACGACGUUAUCAUAAAGUGGACAACAAGGAGGAGUCAGAAAGUGAUAGUGACGCCAACAGUCGCAAUAACGACCAAGUGGCCAACAAACAGACUUCUAAUACCUUUUCCAAAAUAAACGAUAAUACUGAAGAGAUUAUCAUUCUUGACGGACAAAAGGAAUUAAACACAAAAUUGACCAAGAAAAAUUACCUCGAAGAAGAUGAUAGAGGUAAAAAGCAGAAAAAUCGACAGGAAAGCUUCUCGGCUCAUUUUUCCGGUCCUUUAAAAGGUCAAGAGAGCUCAAGCUUAAAGGCUGUAACUGACUUUAAAUCUAAAAAUCAAUCAAAGAGCAAGGGUUUGUGA